AUGUGGACUUAUACCUGUACAGACACUGUGCAGUUCCAAAACACGCAUUGUUUUAGCUUGGUUGCAGACUUCAACAAUGGACACAAAGAUCAGCCAUGCAGCAGUCCGGAUCCCAGUGGUUUGGAAGGAGAUGAAGCGCAGAGCUUAGUAUUUGAGUCAAAUCGUCAUGAAGAACAAGACAACAAGAGCAGUACUGCUUCUGAUACAGUCCAAAGAACAACCUUUGCAUCAUCGAUGACCUCUUCAUCCUCUGCAGCUUUUACAUCAUCGGUAGCCUUUUUAUCGUCACCAGCUUUUUCAUCGUCAAUAAGCUUUCCGUCGUCAACAACUUUUUCAUCAACAACCUUUUCAUCAUCACCAGCUGUUUCAUCAUCAUCAGCAGCAUUGCUGACCUUUCAGCCGCCCAUGACAAUCAUCACCAGCAUUACUCAUAGCGGUUUCAACCAUGGCUCCUUCAGCACAUUGACCGAAAGUAAUAGUCAAACCGACAACACGGUUAGCCAGCCCACAAUACAAACAUCGACUUCAUCACCAGACAAGAAUAGCAUUAAGCCGUCAAAAUCUCAACCAGAGGAGUUCGCAGACAUUGGUAGUGGCCAUAUUGGUACAACCGUGGAAAGCAAAGGUGCAAGUAGGAUCAACCCCGAUAGCAUAACAUCGACCAGUCGCAGUCUCGAGGCAAGCGACCAGUCAACAACUCCCUCUAAGAGUUUCACGGCCACUGCCUCUACUUCCCAGGUCACACAAGAAUCAGGGGUUCGGGAUAGCCUUUCAAGGAUUAGCGAAACAAAACAAACAACAACACCACACUUCAAUGCGUCCCAAAUUACGACGCCAACAACCCUAUACGCUGACUCUAUACCGAUAACAUUAUUGCACAUAAAAAGCUUAUCAUAUCCAGAUGCGACACAAUUCCGACAAUUGGUUGGGUCUCAAUCAAGUCAAAAACGUCAUGAUAAGACAAUCAGCGGUGCUUGGCAAUCAACAACAUUUCCUAGCAUGGAGAAACCCAAUAGUGCAGGCCAAUCACCAGUUUCAGACACGAAAACGAGGCCCCCAGCCGUCACACUGCCCAAAGAGCCUAAUAUGAGCGAUAGGUCAAUCCGCUCUUUAGUUGUCACAACAGAAGCUUCUCACAGUCUUGAUUUUCUCGAGGACGUCGCCAGCCUAGCUCUGGCACAAAAGGCGACAGUCAGCCAACUUACAGGCUCGGUGAAUGGAACAAGGAUAAUCACUGCAUUACAGUCGUACAAAGAAGCCAUCAAUCUGUCCACAACGACUUCUUUUCCUACGGAUGCCAGGACUUUGGCCGCGAUAGCCAUCCCUACUUCCGUCACAGACCUACAUUCUUCGCCAUCGACAAGUCAUAACCCAACAGAAACGGUCAGUUCGGUGAUAGGCGGAGCACAAAUACCGCCUCUUUUUCACCCUGUUUCAUUGGGAGACUAUUUCCUAGCUGCAUACGUGCCUGUAAUGAUCACGUUGCCCUUGGCAGCUUUGGCACAAAUAUUGAGCAUGGAGGUCAAAGCACUUGCCCCCUUCCACGCACUCAGUAGACCGAUGGGGGCGGCAGCUACAGACUCCCUGUGCCUCCCCACAGGUGGCUUUCCGGGGAUCUAUAAAAGCAUUUGCCUUUGCUUCCGGCGUCAAGGUCGACAGCCCUUAUUAUUUCUGGUCGAUCUGCUUGUCUGGACCACGGCCAUCAUUGCCUCGCUCUCUAGCGAGGCCUUCGGCAUCAAGCUCCAUGGCAAAUGCAAACACGACGAUUUCAGAGGAUGCUACAUGGGAAUUGCAGUAUACGGCACUCAAAGCCGCAUCAUUCAGAGUCUACUGGGCUUCGCCUUAUGUCUUAUUCUGCUUAUUAUGUAUCGGCUCCGAAACUGGCAAACCGGCAUUGAUGUGCCCCAUGGUCGAAGUGUCGCAGCCAUAUCUAUGCUCGUUACUGAACCAUGCACACGCAGAGUCUUGCAGCACCUCAGGCCCGAUUCCCACACCGGGAGACUCAGUAACAAGGACAUGGCACGCCAGCUUGAAGGGUACAUCUUUAAAUUAGCACCCAUCUCAUCACACCUGACUGGUUACAAGCAGCUUGUUUCCUCAAGGCCCGCACAAGCAUUACGCGAACCCAAACCACAAAAGACACCAACCACACGCCGCUCCAGAAUCACGGAAUUCGUUGACCACCUUCCACAAGGCUUUCUCCUUCAAUUCCUCGUCAUCCUCGGUACACUCAGCUUUAUAAUUCUGAUAAUAUGCUAUGAAACAAUUACGGGAGCCGAUUCUCCGUUUGAGCACUUCAUGAACUCUCAGGGCUUCGGUGUGAAGCUCCUUUCUGCAGGACUGGGUGUAGUGAUAUCUCUCUUUUGGGAUGAUUAUUUCGCGCGUGAGUUGUCUCUGACAUUUCUAACCCAGCAGUUGAACCCAAGCUAA
This is a messenger RNA of Podospora anserina S mat+, 2430 nucleotides long. RefSeq lists its product as uncharacterized. The transcript has a single exon. The record is from RefSeq and is a predicted model, not a curated record. Bases 1 to 2430 code for a protein of 809 amino acids. Lineage: Eukaryota; Fungi; Ascomycota; Sordariomycetes; Sordariales; Podosporaceae.